CACUGGGCUCAGCUUUGUGCCAUAAACUCUUGUUCCUUCUUUCCUUCCUCCCCCUCUCUGUCCCCUUGUCCCUCCCCGCCCUCCCCCUCCUCCUCUGCCACAGGCUGCCAAGCUGCCAAUGUCCAUCAUCAUCGUGGGAGUUGGACAGGCCGAAUUUGACGCUAUGGUGGAGCUGGACGGCGACGACAUCAGAAUCUCGUCCCGAGGGAAAAUCGCCGAGCGAGACAUUGUCCAGUUUGUUCCGUUCCGGGAUUACAUCGACCGCACAGGGAACCACGUGCUGAGCAUGGCCCGCCUGGCCAAAGACGUCCUGGCGGAGAUCCCCGACCAGUUCAUUUCCUACAUGAAGGGACAGGGCAUCAAGCCCAGCCCCCCACCCCCUCCGUACACCCCGACCGGCCCCACCCUGCAGACGCAGAUCUGACCAGCAGGAGGGAAGGGGAGCCACUUGGGCAGCUCUGGCUCUAGCUGCAGCCCACGGCAGAUCUCCCUGGACUGUCUCCACACUCGGCUUUCAGCAGGGUCCGACACCGGCUCAUCCUCAUGCGUCCGUGGAAGGUUUGUGGGACUCGGACACAAAGGAGCGAGAGGACAAGCCCAGCACCUGACAAGCUUCCUCUCCGGAAGGGGGGUGGGGGGAGUUGUCACCCCAGCAGACAGUGCAGUGGAAUCCCCCGUCACCUGGUUUUGUUGGGUCUCAGCAGAUCAGCUGUUCUGCCAGGCCCCCAGCCUCGUUUCUCUCCUCCCCUUUCCAAAGGUCUCAGAGUAUUUUAUAGCUCAUAGGCUGCUGCCUUUUCACCCAUCUCCUUGCUCUUGGCUGUCUUGGCUUAUGUACCAGCUUGGCAGACCUUUGGUUGGCUGCAGAGCCCGGGUUUCCGCGCUGCUUGCUCUGCUGAUGCUCAGGCUGCACCCAUAUUCUGAGUUGCUAACGCUCCAGCAUCUACCGGUGCAAUGUGGCAGAGAGCGUUCGGGGGCUGCCUAGACCCACACGGUUGAGCUCCCGCUCUUUCCCAGCCCGGGCGCAGU
Messenger RNA from Pelodiscus sinensis (Chinese soft-shelled turtle), 1026 nucleotides. NCBI's taxonomy places the organism in Eukaryota, Metazoa, Chordata, Testudines, Trionychidae. The record is from RefSeq and is a predicted model, not a curated record.